Molecule: messenger RNA, 788 nt
Organism: Contarinia nasturtii (swede midge)
Lineage: Eukaryota; Metazoa; Arthropoda; Insecta; Diptera; Cecidomyiidae
Gene: zetaCOP
Product: coatomer subunit zeta-1
Exons: 4
Coding region: 133-669 (178 amino acids)
Biological process (GO): intracellular protein transport; intra-Golgi vesicle-mediated transport; retrograde vesicle-mediated transport, Golgi to endoplasmic reticulum
Cellular component (GO): COPI vesicle coat
Source: RefSeq, a predicted model, not a curated record
UGGCAUUAAUACGUGUCAAUGAGUAUAGACUGUAAUUUCUGUGCGCUGCAUAAACAAAUUUACAAUUAUUUGUUCCACAUCAAAAUAAAUUAAAUCAAAGUUGGACCAAAAACGAAAGUCAAUCAUUUAAAGAUGGAAGGUGUUUUACUGGAACCGACUCUGUUCACCAUCAAAGGAAUGUGCAUUUUAGAUAAUGAUGGCAAUCGAAUUCUCGCCAAAUAUUAUGACAAAAAUAUUUUGGCAACCGUUAAAGAGCAAAAAACAUUUGAAAAAAAUCUCUUCAAUAAAACACAUCGAGCCGCAUCCGAAAUCAUUAUGUUGGAUGGUUUGACGUGUGUUUAUAAAAACAAUGUGGAUCUUUUCUUUUAUGUGAUGGGCAGUACACAGGAGAAUGAAUUGAUUUUAUUGUCGGUAUUGAAUUGCCUGUAUGACUCAAUAAGUUUGAUUUUGAAGAAAAAUGUUGAAAAGCGUGCCGUAUUGGACAAUUUAGAUAUUAUCAUGCUGGCAUUUGAUGAAAUCUGUGAUGGCGGAAUUAUUUUGGAAGCUGACCCAUCGGCGGUGGUGAAACGUGUCGAUUUACGUAAUGAUGACAUUCCAAUCGGAGAGCAAACAGUGGCACAGGUGAUCCAAUCAGCAAAAGAACAACUUAAAUGGUCACUUCUUAAAUAAUAAUGUAGUCUUGUUUAUCUUAAAAUUCACCCAUUUACAUUCUAAUUCAGCCGAAUCCAAUGUAUUAUUAUUACUUUUACACAGCAAUAAAAUUGUAAAUCAAAAAAAAAAAUUGGAAU